Molecule: messenger RNA, 2186 nt
Organism: Hymenoscyphus albidus
Lineage: Eukaryota; Fungi; Ascomycota; Leotiomycetes; Helotiales; Helotiaceae
Source: the annotation of a GenBank genome assembly
AUGGCUGACUCAAUCCGUCUACGAAUUGCUUCAAUCAAGCAAGGCUCAAAAGAAAAGAGGAAACCAUCAGGGUGGAUUAUUCCAAGGCAAAAAUCUAGCUUCGGUGACGAUGAUGCGUGGUGAGUAUUUCAACGGCUUUUGAAAUAAUCGAGAAGCCCAAUUUACCACUUCCACUCUUGUGCAGUUCUCUUACCACAACAACAGGACAAAUAUUGAUACUGAUGUCACCCCUCUCGAACGACAGACAUGGACAGCCUGGACCAUGGCCGGAUUUUGGUUCUCGGACGCUUUAAAUGCUCAAGGAUGGCAAGCUCCCGCUAGCAUCAUCGCUAUUGGAUUGACCUGGUAUGUUUUGAGAAACUGCUUUUUAAAAAUUCCGAAGAACUCAUGCUACUUUAGGCGCGAAUCGAUAAUAUGUAUCAUUUUUGGCAGUCUUGUGUGUACUGUUCCGCUUGUACUUAAUGGAGCCAUUGGCCAGCGACUCCAUGUUCCCUUUCCUGUCGCUCUGAGAUCAGGAUUCGGUUGGCAUUUUGCCCGAUUCGCUGUUGUAGUUCGCAUGACCACGGCCUUAUUUUGGCACGCCAUCCAGACUUACACAGGUUCUACGGCCAUUACCCAGUGUAUUCGUGCUAUCUGGCCAUCUUAUCUCGAUAUACCAAAUCAUAUACCAGAAUCUAUAGGAAUCACAACUCAGCAGAUGGUCAGCCAUUUGAUAUUUUGGCUCAUUCAAUUCCCUAUCCUAUUGACACCACCACAUAAACUGAUGUGGUUUUUUAUAUUCAAGACCUGUAAGUCCUACUGGUUUUCUUCUAAUUCUAUUCAUCUACAGUAAAGCAGGAUUCCUAACAAAUCGACAGUUAUCGUUACCUUUACAAGUGUAGGUGUGGUGAUAGCCAUGACCCAAAAGGCGGGGGGAACAGGAGACAUCUGGGACCAAGGUUACACAGUUCACGGAUCAACUAGAUCCUGGCUUAUUUUGUCAAGUUUCUCCUCAAUUACUGGAGGAUGGGCAACCAUGGCGACUAACAUACCAGAUUUUACAAGAGUUUGUUCUCAGUCCUUACCUUUAGAAGCAAAGCUGACUUGAUAUCACAAGUACAUCGGCGAUAAGCACAACAAAGCUAUAUACUAUCAAGUUGGCCUUCUUCCAUUUAUCCAACUCUUUCUAGGAAUGUUCGGAAUCAUCUCUUGUUCCGCAGCAAAAGUAGUUUACGGCGAAUAUAUCUGGGAUCCUCUCCAGCUCGCUUCGAAAUGGGACGGGCCCGCUGGACGAGCCGGAGCUUUCUUUGUUGGCUUCAGUUGGGUUGUGGCUCAAAUCGGGACAAAUCUCAGCGCCAAUGUCAUUUCCUUCGCUAACGAUUUCACCUCCUUGUUCCCGAAAUAUAUCAACAUUCGCCGUGGUGUCAUAGUUUGCACUAUAAUCGCCGCUUGGAUCAUGGUGCCAUGGAAAAUCGUUCAUUCUGCCGCAUCUCUAUUGAAUUUUAUGAGUGGGCUUGGUAUAUUUUUGGCACCGAUUGCUGCAAUACUAGCAUCAGACUACUGGGUUACGAAGAAGAAGCACAUCGACGUUCCCGCUCUGUAUAAGAGACAUGGUCGCUAUCGUUACAAUGCUGCAGGAACCAAUUGGCGUACAGUAGUUUCGUUUCUGCUUUCAGUUGUUCCUAAUCUUCCGGGAAUGUAAGUUCUCAAGUUCUUAGAACAAUUGUCCUAUCCGAUCAAAUCUAGAAGGGAAGGAAUAUUUUAACUUCUCCCUCUGGUUUGAUAUCCCCGACACUUCUAUAUAGUAGAUAUGUCCCAGAAAUGGCGCUAACCUCAAGACCCCACAGGGCGGCCCAAGUCAAUCCCAAACUUGAAGUAGGCCACCCUAUCUAUAUAAGUUCCCAUAAAUUCCUUUCAACGCUGACCAAUUGAUAACUUAGGUUCACGGUGCGCAAUAUAUCUACAACAUGUUCUACCUCUGGGGAUUCACCAGUGCAUUUCUCUGCUACGCCAUACUUAGUCACUUCUUCCCAGCCACCGAAACGAUCAUUCCAGAGACCAUAAAGGAAGAGGUCGAAGUCAUUGGAGGUGUCGAAUACAGAAAUGACGGGUUUAACGCGCCUGUUAAGAUCGAAAAAGGAUCUACUCGUACCCGCAGUCAGGAUGGGAAUGAAAAGACUGCAAUGGCAAGCGCUGAUUAUGUCUAG